AUGGCGGGGAGCACUAAGAGGGAAGCAGCGCUCUGCCCUGAUCCCUGGGUUCACUGCAAUUUCUCUUGCUCCUUUGAUGUGGACUUCUGCUCCUGGAGGCAGCUGCCCUCAGACACAUUUGACUGGAAGCGGCACAAAGGCCCCACGCCCUCAACAGACACUGGACCGCCCUAUGACCACACUUCAAGAGGGGGCUAUUUCAUUUACCUGCAAGGAAAUGCUGUCAGCCCAGGAGAUGCAACCCACCUGGCCAGCCCCACCUGCACUUCCCGCAGCCCUCGCUGUCUCUCCUUCUGGUACCACAUGUAUGGCGCGGCACAAGCAAUGGCUCUGCGAGUUUAUGUGGUGUUUAAAGGUGCGUCACCUCGGCUGAUCUGGACCCGAACUGGGAACAAAGGCAACCAAUGGCACAGAGCGGAAGUCAGCGUGUCUCCCAGGGAAGAAAUGCAGAUAGUCCUGGAAGGCAGGCGAGGGGAAGACUUCCGCAGUGAUGUGGCUGUGGAUGACAUCUCCAUGGAAGAGGGGUAUUGUCCAGGACAUACACCAGCAACAUCCACCCCGGCCACCACCAGCAGACCAGCCACACUGAUCCCAGAAACAUCGGCAGCAACCUCACAUCGCAGCUCCUCCGCCAGCACCACAAUCAGACCAGCCCCUCCUACCACACAAACAUUGUCAACCACCUCAUUUCGCACCUCUAACACCACGAUCAGAACAGCCCCUCCUACCACAGAGCCUUGCCUUCAGCCAGAUUUGUCUUGUUCCUUUGACUUGGACUUCUGCUCCUGGAGACAAAUGGCCUCCAACAGUUUUAACUGGACGCGGCACAAAGGUCCGACACACACAGCAGAUACUGGACCGUCCUCCAACCACACCACAGGAGAGGGCUAUUUCAUCUACCUGCAAGGCCAUGUGGCCAAAGAAGGGGAUGCAACACGCCUGGCCAGUCCUUUCUACACCUUCACCAGGCCCCACUGCUUCUCUUUCUGGUACCACAUGCGCGGUGCGGCCCAAAGAAAUGCCCUGCGAGUCUAUUUGGCCUUUGAGGGCGGAUCCCGUGAGCUGAUCUGGUCACAGUCUGGGAACAAAGGGGACCAGUGGCACAGAGGCGAAGUCAGCAUGCCUCAAGGGAAGAAAGCACAGAUAAUCGUGGAAGGCGAGCCGGGGGAAGACGUCCACAGUGACGUGGCUGUGGAUGACUUCUCCAUGGAGGAGGGAGAUUGCCCAGCUCCUCUCUUCACCACCCCACUCUGGACAGCCAUGCCAACUCAGGCACCAGGGAUGGACCACCUGGUCCCUUAG
Molecule: messenger RNA, 1302 nt
Organism: Podarcis raffonei (Aeolian wall lizard)
Lineage: Eukaryota; Metazoa; Chordata; Lepidosauria; Squamata; Lacertidae
Product: MAM and LDL-receptor class A domain-containing protein 1-like
Exons: 12
Coding region: 1-1302 (433 amino acids)
Cellular component (GO): membrane
Source: RefSeq, a predicted model, not a curated record